This is a messenger RNA of Harmonia axyridis, 2676 nucleotides long. RefSeq names its product sodium/potassium/calcium exchanger 4-like. The transcript is spliced from 8 exons. Gene Ontology annotation, molecular function: calcium, potassium:sodium antiporter activity; calcium channel activity. Bases 362 to 2053 code for a protein of 563 amino acids. Gene Ontology annotation, cellular component: membrane. The record is from RefSeq and is a predicted model, not a curated record. Gene Ontology annotation, biological process: calcium ion transmembrane transport; intracellular calcium ion homeostasis. Lineage: Eukaryota; Metazoa; Arthropoda; Insecta; Coleoptera; Coccinellidae.
UGGCGGGAGGGGAAAUAAAUGAAAUGAUUCUAGUGAUAAUGAAAUUGUAAUCUCCUUAUUGAGUUGAUGAUUUAUCACUUCCGUUGGUCCAUUUCAUGAAGAGGGUGAAUUAUAGGAAAUAAAUCUCAGUUUUAUGCAGUUUUGGUUACUAUCUGUGAUUGAUAUGGAUUUGUCCUGAUAUAAGAUUAUCCCCGAACCGAAUCAAAUUUUCAAAAGAUGUCUAGAGAAUGUUACAAAAUAAUUCAGCAGGAUUUCUUCCUGGAUAUAAUUUGAGGAUAGGAAUAAAUGGUAUAUUAUUUUGAAAUAUUGGAUUCAGAAAGCGAAUAGUAAAACUUGCAGUAGCGAUAUCAAAGAGGAUACGAUGGAAAUGAAUGCAUUCUUGAAGUUAUCUUUAUGUGUAUUCAUUUUCUACAGUGUAGAUUGCGGGCGGGUCAUCCAACAAGGUGUAAUCAACUAUAACUCAUUUUCUCCUUCAGUUUUGUUGAAUUCUUCAUCUACCAAUAUCACCGAAUCAAGACAUCUCCUACUCGAAGAGGAAAAGAAGGAUCAGGCAACUAAAGAUCCUAAACCAUCUGAAGAGUUUAAUGAUAUUGGAAAAUCACCUCUAAUAACAAUUUUGGAUAACCUAACAUGCCCAGAUUCCUCAGAGGAUUUUCCUCACAUUUUUUCCGCAGAAGAAUUAAGAACAUGGGCUAUAAUCCCUGUGAUAUUAGUAGGAAUAUACUGUUUCACUAUACUCGCUAUAAUCUGUGAUAAAUACUUUUUGCCGUGCAUGGAAGUUCUUUGUGAAGUGUUUAAUUUACCACAAGAUGUAGCAGCAGCCACCUUCAUGUCCAUAGCGACAUCAACCCCAGAACUAUUCGUUAAUAUUAUAGGAACCUUUAUAACGAAGUCUGAUUUAGGAGUUGGUACCAUUGUGGGUUCUUCUCUAUUCAAUGCUCUUGGGGUAGCAGCUAUAGGUAGCUUAGCAGCGUCUCAACCCAUCCAAUUGGACUGGUGGCCGCUUACAAGAGAUGUCAUCAUCUACAUAUGUGCAGUAUUCCUUUUAGUUUUAAUAACAUGGGAUGGUUACAUUUACUGGUACGAAGGACUCAUACUCUUCGUGGUAUAUUUCCUUUACUUCACUGUUAUGUAUAAUAACACCAGAAUCUCAAAUUUUAUCUCAAAAUUCCUUCCAAAGAGGAAGGUUCGUACAAGUGAUUGCGAUGAAGCAAAAAUAAAAAACGACCAAGAUUCCUUGAGAGAUUCUGUGAGCGGUAGAAAAAUAUCAACCGCAUCUCCAUAUGGUUCCUACAUGGAAGAUUCACACCACAGGCACUCCCAGCAAAAUUUCAAGAAUACUCAACCAACCAUUAGUGUCAUACAAAUCAAAGAUCACGAGAAAGGUAUGGCUACGAUAGAAGAGAAGAAUGAAGAUAAGAAAACGGAAGAAGAGGAGCUGCCUUGGUACACUUUCCCAAAAGAUGCUAAUACUUCUGCGAAAUGUUUAUGGAUUUAUUUGUUUCCAAUCAAAUGUUUCUUACACAUAUUGUUACCAGAUCCGAGAAAACACCCCAAUUUGUACCCUCUCAUAUUUUUGAUGUGUAUAGUGUCUAUAGGAGUUAAUUCAUAUGUGGUUUCUUGGAUGAUAACAUUGAUAGGUUCUACAUUCAGAAUUCCAGAUGCAGUGUUAGGGUUCACAUUUUUGGCUGCUGGUGGUUGUCUUCCUGAGUCUAUAUCAAUUACAAUAAUGUCCAGAAGAGGCGAAGGUUCAAUGGGAGUCUCCAACUCACUUGGAGCAAACACCAUGAACAUUCUCAUGUCCCUAGGACUACCUUGGUUCCUCAAAACGAUCAUGCUGGGAACUAACGAGAACUCUUUCAUCAAAAUCGAAUCGGGAACUAUAGAAUACACUAUAGUGGCACUAAUUGGAGUUGCAGUAAUAUUAUUUGUAACUCUAUAUUUGAACAAAUUUCAGUUGAGAAAGAGAGUUGGUGUGAUAUUGUGCGUAGUGUACUUAGUUUGCAUUUCGUUGGCCAUAGUUUCUGAACUUUUGACCAGACAACAUUGCUGAUGAUUGAUGAAGGUGUACAAAGCAGGUAACCAUCAGUUGGAAAAGGAUGGUAAUUAAUUUGUAGGUUAUUGAAGAUAUUGUGAUGAAUACUUCGGACUAUUGAACAAAAAUUAUGUCUCAAGUGAUAUUUUGUACGCAGACUAAUUAUAAUUUUUAGUGGUGAUGAUUUUACCAUUUAACAGACUUUGUGACUUCUGAUCGGCAACUAUUAAACUUAUUCCGGUUAUACAAUGUAAAAAAAAUUGUUGUUACAUUUUAAAUUGUAUUUCACAUAUUUUCCAUGUAGUCAUAGAGUUUCAUUUUUUGUAUUUACUAUUUUGAUUCAUCAUAAUUGAAAUAAUUUCCUGACUAGAUUGAAACCAAACAAAAAGCUAGAAAUUAUGAAAUAUGUUAUUCCGUUGUCGGUUUCUAUCAAGUAGUCAAAUUGGAUUGAAUUCUGAAAUGUAAAAUUUGAUACCCAUGUGAUAAUUCUGAAACUAUUUCUUCCAUGAAGAAAAUUUAAGUUUUCUGUAAUUGAUCAAAAAUUAUGUUAUAUCCAUUCCCUUAUGUCAAGAAGUGUAUUUUUUUCACUUGAAGUUUCUGGAUAAACUACAAAAAUUGAAUAAAAUAUACUCGUUAUUGUU